Molecule: messenger RNA, 666 nt
Organism: Lactuca virosa
Lineage: Eukaryota; Viridiplantae; Streptophyta; Magnoliopsida; Asterales; Asteraceae
Source: the annotation of a GenBank genome assembly
AUGAUCGAGUCGAUGUCGAUCUUUCUUUGCGUUGCCCAGGUUCAUGAAGAUGUUCAAAGUCCUAUUACUGAACCAGCCCAGACUGAUCGAGAUGAACAAAGGCCAAUAUUUGAUGAAGAUUUCUUGGUUAAUGAAGAAGUUUUCUCCUCAGGAUGUUAUUCUGCUCCACCACCUCCAGAGCACGAUGCUGCAUCUAUUAAGCUAGCCAAACUUCUUGCAUUUCAAGACUUUAUUCCUCAGUCAAGAGGAAAGGGUAUAUAUAUUGGCUCAGAACAAGGAGGUGGUGAAGACUCUCAACAAACCAUCUUUGAGCUCAAACAAGAGAUACUAAUUCUGAAACAAGAAUCCAUUGAAAAGGAUCUGCUGAUCGGGAAGUUGGAUGUGAGAGUUUCGGAGCUAGAAAAAGAUAAUUCUCAGAAGAAUAAACAGAUCUCUGAUCUUCAAGCCAACCUUGGCGGGCUUACAGCCUUCUACUUUGAUCUCAAAGACAAACUAUUUAGAAAUUUUGGUGAUGAAUUAAAGAUGUCUAGUUCUGAUGAUGGAAAAGCUCCUGAAACAUCUGAAAGGGUGGUGAUUAGAUCCACUUCGGAUUCCAACAUUGAUCAAUAUUUAUCUUCUGGCCCUGCUACAGCUGAAGAGAGAAGGGAGAUACACAAGAAAAGCUAG